AUGGAAGACGAUUCCAGGAGCAACGGCAUGCUGCGUCCAUUCUCACAGCCCGCCUUGAACUCCAGAUUCCCCUCGUUACGGCGCCUGAACUCGACCGAACCCUACCGACAUCGUUCGUUACCUGCCGAACCCUCCCCUGGCUCCGACCGUGCCAGCAGUGAGAUUACCUUCGCUGUCCUCUAUGACGAUGGUCCAGACUAUCACGUUGGCCAGUAUGACGACCAAGGCUCCAUGCGAUCUCAACACAACCGACCCGAUUCCAUGGCCUCAUAUGCUCCUUCUUUCCGGACUCGAGACUCGAGACUGGUCAGUGACGACCACUACCUCGACCGCAACCAAGAUUUCGUAGCAAAUCAGAGGUUACUUGCCGAAGGCUAUCUCAACAACAACGACUCCCUCUAUGAUCAGUCAGUCCCUCGUUAUCCCACUCAGUCAGAAGAGACCUUGGCCAUGAACACGCUUCACAACUCAUAUCCCCGGGAUGAGAAGCGACCACUUACGCAGAUGAUGUCCCCUCCUCUUGAACGAAACCACUCCAAACACUCCCACGAGUCCUGGUGUACCUGCGAAGAAGACCAUGGACACGGGCAUGGUCCCACUCCCCUCCCCGUUCAGACUUCAACCGACAGGAAGGAUCCUGCCAAGUUCGAUCUUGAAGGUCAAAAAGGGCCAAAAGGCCCAGGAGGGCCAGGUGGUCCCGGUGGUCCAAAAGGUCCCGGCGGCCCAGGAGGCCCAGGAGGAUGGAAGCCUCCUUCAGACCAAUACGAGGUCACAUUCAACGGUCCAGACGACCCACUCAAUCCCAAGAACUGGCCUUCAAAGAAGAAGUGGGCUGUCACGGCACUCACAGCCGCCUUCACCUUCUUAUCGCCACUGGCAUCUUCUAUGGUUGCGCCCGCUAUCCCCCAGAUCAUGCGCGACUUCGACAUUCCCGCCACAAACAGAAUCCAGGGACAGAUUGUCCUCUCCAUCUUUGUGUUGGCCUACGCCAUCGGCCCCAUGUUUUUGGGUCCUCUCUCCGAAUUAUAUGGCCGUGUGGUGGUUCUACAACUUUCCAACGUGGUAUUUCUUGCCUUCAACAUCGCCUGUGGGUUUGCUCAAAGCAAAGAACAGCUUAUGGCGUUCCGCUUCCUCUCUGGUCUUGGUGGCUCUGCACCCCUUGCCAUUGGAGGCGGCGUACUGGGUGAUUUGUUCAAACCUGAAGAGCGUGGCAAGGCAAUGGGUCUCUACGCCAUGGGUCCUCUGCUCGGCCCUGCUGUCGGCCCAAUCGUGGGGGCUUGGGUUGCCGAGAAAUCAACCUGGCGAUGGAUGUUUCACGCCUGUUCUAUCACGACCCUUUUCAUCCUGGUAGCAGGCUUCUGGAAAUUGAGCGAGACUUAUGCACCAUACAUUCUACACAAGAAAGCCAAGGCUAUCCGCAAACAAACUGGCGAUUCGCGCUACUGGGCUGAUGGUGAGGGCGAGGUGAAUCAACCCGUCUGGAAAAAGGUCGUCAAGACCAUGGGUCGCGCUUUUUCAAUGUUGUUCACUCAACCAAUCGUCGUGGUCCUGGCCCUCUACAUGGCUUUCUCAUAUGGUGUGCUUUAUCUUGCUCUCUCCACGUUCCCCGAUCUUUACAGAAACGUCUAUGGCCAAGGUGUCGGCAUCUCUGGCCUCAACUAUAUUUCUCUCGGUCUCGGCUUCUUCAUCGGUGCACCUGUCUGUGGAAAGUCGAGCGACAAGAUCUAUCAGAAGCUCAAGAAAAAGGAUCCUCGUGGCCAAGGUAAACCCGAGUAUCGUAUGCCCUUGGUCAUUCCAUUUUCCUUCUUGGUUCCAAUCGGUCUGUUGACCUACGGCUGGUCUGCCCAAGCAAAAACACACUGGAUUGUCCCCAACAUUGGGUCUUUCAUCUUCGGCAUUGGUACGAUUGCUGCCUUCCAGUGCGUAACUACCUAUCUGGUUGACACCUAUGCUCGUAUGGCCGCCUCUGCAGUCGCUGCUGUCACUGUUCUCCGAUCCCUUGCUGGAUUUGGAUUUCCUCUGUUUGCUCCAUUCAUGUACGAUGCUCUGGACUUCGGCUGGGGCAACACGGUAUUGGCUAUUGCUGCCAUUGGUAUCGGUGUUCCUACGCCAAUCCUCCUGUGGAUGUUCGGUGAGAAGCUCCGAAAGAGAAGUUCGCUGGCCUCGAAGGGUCCGCCAGGUGGUCCAGGCGGUCCAGGCGGUCCUGGAGGUCCUGGAGGUCCAGGCGGCAAAGGUCCAGGUGGCCCCGGAGGCCCAGGAGGUAAAGGUCCAGGUGGUCCAGGUGGCCCGCCAGGUGGUCCUGGAGGAAAACCAGGAUUUGGACCUGAUGGCACCCCAAUGGGACCUCCUCCACCAUUCCCAGGUGGCCCAAGCAGAGGUCCUGGCCCACGAUAA
Exophiala bonariae is the source of this 2394-nucleotide messenger RNA. RefSeq lists its product as uncharacterized. Gene Ontology annotation, molecular function: transmembrane transporter activity. The transcript has 2 exons. Gene Ontology annotation, biological process: transmembrane transport. Lineage: Eukaryota; Fungi; Ascomycota; Eurotiomycetes; Chaetothyriales; Herpotrichiellaceae. The record is from RefSeq and is a predicted model, not a curated record. The coding region runs from base 1 to 2394 and encodes 797 amino acids.